CUCGCCACUGGUGGUGGAAUUCUGCAGAAGCUUAUCUGAAAGAGCAGAAAAGACAAGAAGAGAAAGGAGACACGGAACUAUUUUCGAAUCAACAACUUGCAAAUAUGUGCUUUGAUUUGUGGUUCGCAGGACUCACUACUACUCAUACAACGUUGACUUGGACAGUGGCUUAUGUCAUGAAUCAUCCAGAAGUCCAGGAAAGAAUCCACAAGGAGCUUGAUAGAGUGAUAAGAGAUGAUAAAAGAUUGGUGACGACUGCUGAUAAAAAUGAGCUCCCGUUAAUCAAUGCAGUGAUAAAUGAGUCUCAACGAUGUGUAAAUUUGCUUCCUCUGAAUCUAUUCCAUGCAACUACAAAAGACACGAUAAUCAAUGGGUAUCCAGUGAAGAAAGGAACUGGAGUGAUUGCUCAGAUUAGUACGGUUAUGUUGGAUGAAAAAGUGUUCCCAGAUCCAUAUGCAUUCAAUACUGACAGAUUUCUUGAUGAAGAAGGGAAGCUGAAGAAGAUAGACGAGCUCAUUCCAUUUUCAAUCGGAAAACGGCAAUGCCUAGGGGAAGGUCUUGCCAGAAUGGAAUUGUUCCUGUUCAUUGCCAACUUUUUCAAUCGAUAUCAGGUUUUGCCACCUGCUACUGGUCCACCAUCUUUGGAGAAAGCUGAGAAAGUUGGAGUGUUCCCCAGGAAGUUUCAUGCAGUUUUAAAACGAAGGAAUGUUAAAUGA
Molecule: messenger RNA, 716 nt
Organism: Caenorhabditis briggsae
Lineage: Eukaryota; Metazoa; Nematoda; Chromadorea; Rhabditida; Rhabditidae
Exons: 2
Biological process (GO): xenobiotic metabolic process
Cellular component (GO): cytoplasm; intracellular membrane-bounded organelle
Molecular function (GO): iron ion binding; oxidoreductase activity, acting on paired donors, with incorporation or reduction of molecular oxygen, reduced flavin or flavoprotein as one donor, and incorporation of one atom of oxygen; heme binding
Source: RefSeq, a predicted model, not a curated record